AUGGCACAUUUGCCUGCAGCCACCGUCUUCCUGACGGCCUUAUUGUCCGGGUCUGCCUACGCCGCGACGGCCUACAUCGACCCGGACCUCACUCCGUCUUUCCCCCCCCGUGGAUCCGGUUUCCUAGUGCAGCUGCGCAUCGCUGAGAUGAAGAGCAUCUGGAACAUGACGGAUGCGCAGAUUAGCCCUUUCUUUCAGCGUGUGGCCAACGACGGAUUAACCGUCGUGAACUCGCAGAUCACCUGGUGGGACAUCCAGCCAGACACCUACUACAAUGCCACCGAGUCGACCUACAUCCGGGGCGGCAGCUACGCGACCACCAAUUACGCUGACGAGGCCUCGCACGAGAUCGGCUACGACGCCAGCGACGCGUCGCAGCAGGAGCUGACCUACCUCAAGUUUGAUUUCACGGCGUAUACGCUGGGCCAGAUCGAUGCGGCCAAGGGCAUGAACGACACCGACUACUGGUCGACUGCCAGAAGCCCCUCGUGGGACCCGAUCAACGAAGCCUCGUACUAUGACUUCGACGCCUCGCCCGGAGACUCCGUCUCCAAUGGCACUGUCACCUACACCUCCACCUCGACCGGUCUCACCCUCCCGGUUCUCCAGGAUCAGCUGGUCCACUUUGAGACGAAGACGGCCUUCACCUUGCCCUAG
Molecule: messenger RNA, 657 nt
Organism: Aspergillus aculeatus ATCC 16872
Lineage: Eukaryota; Fungi; Ascomycota; Eurotiomycetes; Eurotiales; Aspergillaceae
Exons: 3
Coding region: 1-657 (218 amino acids)
Source: RefSeq, a predicted model, not a curated record